AUGUCGUCCAAGUCUCUCAUCCUCAUCACCGGUGCCAACCAAGGCCUGGGUUAUUAUGCCGCUCAACAAUUGGCCGCCACUGGCAAAUACCAUAUCUUGAUUGGCAGCCGCGACAUUAACAAGGCCAACAAAGCCAUCGAGUCCCUCGCCGCUGAUUCCUCUGUCAAGGUCUCAGCCUCCGACUUCUCACCUCUGGAAAUUGAUGUCAACUCCGACUCCUCCAUCCACGCAGCAGCCAAGCAAGUCGAGGAGAAAUACGGCAAACUCGACAUCCUCCUCAACAACGCCGGCAUUGCACAAGCCCAAGAAGCCGCCUCUGACGGCAGCGGCCCCAGUCUCCGCGAGAUCUACCGCUCGCACUACGAAACCAACGUCUUUGGCGCCGCCGUCGUGACAGAAGCUUUCCUGCCUCUCCUCCGCAAAGGCACUUCCAAACGCCUAGCUUUCACCUCUUCAGGUCUUGCAUCCCUUGAACUUGCCGCCAAGCCUGAUACACUCUACUCUGCCAACAACUACCCCAUUUACCGUUCUACCAAGACGGCUUUGAAUAUGAUUAUGCUGGGAUAUGCUCUGCAGCUUGAGAAAGAAGGUUUUGUGGUUUCGGCGGCGGAUCCGGGGUAUUGUGCUACUAAUCUGAAUGGAAAUUCAGGUUUCAAGGAUCCGAGGGAUGGUGCUAAGGAGUUGAUCAAGAGUUGCGUGGGCGAGAAGAAGGAUGUGCAUGGUGUUAUGGUUAAUGAUGAGGGUAUUGUGCCUUGGUAA
Molecule: messenger RNA, 759 nt
Organism: Aureobasidium melanogenum CBS 110374
Lineage: Eukaryota; Fungi; Ascomycota; Dothideomycetes; Dothideales; Saccotheciaceae
Product: NAD(P)-binding protein
Exons: 1
Coding region: 1-759 (252 amino acids)
Source: RefSeq, a predicted model, not a curated record